AUGUCACAGCCAAUCUAUGUCAACGAGGUUUUCUCGUUCUCAUCACAGAACAUGGACCCGAAGUUCGCCGUCCCAGCCAACGCAGCCAUUUCCAAGGAUAAGUACCUCUGCGUUCGUGAGGAAAACGGUGCUGACUCCAGUGUCGCCAUUAUCGACCUCCAGCAGGGCAAUCAAGUCACAAGACAUAAAAUGAGUGCUGACGCAGCCGUCAUGCACCCAUCUCGCAUGGUUAUUGCUCUUCGUGGAAACAAUGCUCUUCAAGUUUUCGAUCUUAACACACGCCAACGCCUGAAAUCAUUCAGUGUCCCAGACGGCACACAAGUUACAUACUGGAAGUUCAUUGAUGAUGAUAUUCUUAUGUUUGUUGCAGGAAACGCAGUUUUCCAUUGGAGCAUGAGCUCAAACACCAACCCAGUCCCAGCAUUCCAGCUUCUUCCACAACUCCAGUCCGCACAGAUCAUGGGCUACUCCAUUUCCCAGGACAAGAACUGGUUCUGCCUCUCCGGUCUCGUUCAGGAGAACAAUGCUAUCGUUGGAAAGCUCCAGCUCUACUCUCGUGAGCGCAAUGUCUCACAGGCUAUCGAUGCUUACAACGGCGUCUUCGCAAACGUCGGAAAUCUCCAACUUCUCGCUUUCGCCUCAAAGGCCGGCCAGAUGAGACUCAACAUCUUCCCACUUGGUGCUUCCUCAGAAGCCCAGGCUUUCGGCAAGAAGUUCGCUGAUCUCCAGGCUCCUCCGGAUGCUCAGGACGAUAUCCCACUCCAUAUCCUCUUCUCACCGAAGUACAACUCCGUCUUCAUGAUCACACGUGGAGGCCUUCUUUACAUGAUGGAAAUCGAGAGCGCUUCUGUCUACCUUUCAGUCCGUAUCUCACAAUCCCCACAGAUCCUUGCAUCCCUUACAGCCAACGGUGGCAUCCUCUCUCUCGGCAGAGAUGGUCGCCUCGUCAACAUCGCCAUCAACAACGAUUCAAUCGUUGACUACAUUUCUCAGCGCUCAUCUCCACAAGUCGCUGCCAAGGUUGCUGCCAACGCCGGCAUCCACAUGUCCAACGAUUUCAUCACACAGCAGUUCGAUCAGCUCCUUCUCCAGGGCAAUUUCCAGGAAGCUGCUCGUGUUGCUGCUACAACACCAGGCGAUGCUCUCCGUGGUGCUGCCACAAUCUCCAAGUUACAGAGAUUACCAACACAGCCAGAAGGCCAUCCACCGCUUCUCCAGUACUUGUCCGCUCUUAUUACACAGACAAAGCUCACAGAAGUCGAAUCUGUUGAGUUCUGCCGCAUUGUCAUCAACAUGGGCAAGGCCAACCUCAUCCAGAACUGGAUCAAGAACGACAGCCUCACACCAUCAGAGAACUUAGGUGAUGUUUGCAAGCAAGCUGAUCCAAUCACAGCCGCCGCCAUCUACAUCCGCGCUGGUGCACACGCAAAGGUCUGCGCCACAUUCGCUGAGAUGGGCUCAUUCGACAAGAUCGCACAGUACUGCCAGCAGUACAACUACACAUGCGACUGGCUCCAGAUCAUCACACUCAUCGCCCGCUCCAACCCAGAAGGACUUGCCCAGCUCCUCAAUUUCGUUGCUAAUAACGGCCAACCACUUGUCAACGCCAUGCAAGUUGUCACAAUCCUUCAGCAGUUCUCUCUCUUCACACAGGCUGCUUCAUUCCUUGUAUCCGUUCUUGUCCAGAACCGUGAGGAAGAUUCCGAUCUCCAGACACUUCUCUUCGAGAUCACAUUGACCAACAUCCCACGUGUUGCUGAAGAACUCUUCGCCAAGGAAUGCUACACAUUCUACGACCGCCAGAAGGUUGCCAACCUCUGCGAACGUGCAGGCAACUUCCAGCGCGCUCUCGAGCACUACACAGACCUUCCAUCCAUCAAGCGCUGCAUCGUCAACACACAGUCAAUCAACCCAGACUUCUUAGUCCAGUACUUCGCAACAAUGGAUCCAAAGUGGGUCAUGGAGUGCCUCCAGGAACUUCUCACAAACAACCAGCAACAGAACGUCCAACUCGUCGUCAAGGUCGCUGGCACAUACUACGACAAGCUCGGCAUCGACACACUCCUUGCAUUGUUCAACAAGACAAAGGCUACACAGGCUAUCUACUACUUCUUAGCUCUUGUCGUUACAACAUGCACAGAUCCAGAUAUCCACUUCCGCUACAUCGAGGCUGCAACAAAGCUUCAGGACUACAGCGAAGUUGAGAGAAUGUGCCGUGAGUCAGAAUACCUCCAGCCAGAGCGUGUUCGUGACUUCCUCAUGCAGGCUGAUCUCCCAGACCGCGUCCCACUCAUCGUUCUCUGCAACAGAUUCGGAUUCGCAGAAGACCUCACAAAGUACCUCUACAAGAAGAAUGCUUCCCGCGAACUCGAAAUCUACAUCCAGAAGUUCAACCCAGCCAUGGCCGGCCGUGUCAUCGGUGCCCUCAUCGAUAUCGAAGCUCCACAGGAGUACAUCGUCAAGUUGAUCAACUCCGUCCAGCACACAGCACCAAUGGAGGAGCUCAUCAAGGAGACAAUGAAGCGCGAGAGACUGCGCCUUCUCCAACAGAUCCUCGAACAGCGCCAGGCUUCUGGUUCUGUCGAUCCAGCCACAAACAACGGUAUCGUUCUCCUCGCCUACAACAUGGGCCGCAACCCAGAACGCGCCCUCCGCGAGAACCAGUACUACGAUCCAAAGUUUGUCGGUGAGAUCCUUGCCAAGCGCGAUGCCCACCUCGCAUGCAUUGCCUACGCCAAGGGCCAGUGCGAUGACGAACUCAUCGAGCUCACAAACACACACCAGCUCUACAAGGAACAGGCCAGAUACCUCGUCAACAGACAGGAUGAGAACCUCUGGGCACGUGUUCUCAACCCAGAGAACCCACACAUGAAGUUGGUUGUCGAUGCUGUCAUUUCCACAGCUCUUCCAGAGUGCGAAGACCCAGACAAGGUCUCAAUGACAGUCAAGGCAUUCAUCACCGCCGACAUCCCAGCACAGCUCCUCGGCCUUCUCGAGAAAGUCGUCAUGGAGUCUCCACAGUUCAAGGAGAACGUUUCCCUCCAGAACUUGCUCAUCCUCACAGCUGCUCAGUCAGACACAACACGCGUCAUGAACUACGUCCAGCGCCUCAACCACUACACAUGGGAAAAGAUUGCUGAGAAGCUCAUCGACUUCCAGCUCUACGAUGAAACAAUCGCUGUCUACAAGAAGUACGAACAGCCAGUCCUCGCCGUCAAGGUCAUGCUCGACAACAAGGGCGAUCUCCAAGGCGCUGCUGACUGGGCCGCCCACUGCGACGAUCCAAACGUUUGGGGCGAAGUCGCUCGUGCUCAGCUCGCUGCCGGCGAAGUUGUCAACUCCAUCGAGUCCUUCAUCAAGUCAAAGGACACAAAGGAGUACUACGCCGUCAUCGAGGCCGCUGAGAAGGCUGAAGAGUACAAGGCUCUUGUUCCAUACCUUCAGCUCGCUCGCUCCAACCAGAUCGGUGAUCCAAUCAUCGAGACAGAGCUUCUCUUCGCUUACGCCAAGGUUGACAUGCUCGGCGAGUUAGAGGAACUCGUUUCUUCUCCAAACUCCGCCCGCACAAAGGAAAUCGCCGACCGCUGCUUCGAUCAACAGCUCUUCAAGGCCGCAAAGAUCUUGUACACAGCAGUCAAGGACUACGCCCGCCUCGCAGAGACACUCAUCGAACUCAAGGAACUCCAGGCCGCCAUCGACGCUGCACGCAAGGCAUCAUCCACAAAGUCAUGGAUGGCUGUACUCCGCGCUUGCAUCGAAAUCGGAGACUUCAAGCUCGCCCAGGUCGCUGGCUUACAGAUCGUCAUCGAAGCCGAUCACCUUCUUGAGGUCAUCAAGUUGUACGAAGACGGUGGCUACUUCACACAGGUCAUUGGCUUACUUGAAGCAGCUCUCGGCUUAGAGCGCGCACACGGCGGCAUCUUCACAGAGCUUGCCGUUCUCUACGCCAAGCACCAGCCAGAGAAGUGCAUGGACCACCUCAAGCAGUUCAACCAGCGCAUCGCCCUUUUCAAGGUCAUCAAGAUCCUCCAGGCCAUGCACAUGUGGAAGGAACUCACAUACGCCUACGACAAGUAUUCCGAGUUCGACAACGCCGUCACAACAAUCAUCGAGCACCCAUCUGCUGCAUGGACACACAACUACUUCAAGGAACUCGUCGCUCAGGUCUCCAACGCAGAUAUCCUCUACAGAUCACUCAACUUCUACCUCACAAUCUCUCCAAUGGAUAUCCCAGACUUGUUGCAGACAAUCGGUCCAAAGAUCGACUCAACAAGACUUGUCGACAUGUUCAAGCGCUCCAACAACCUCCAGCUCAUCAAGUCAUACCUCGCUUCCAUCCAGUCCACAAACGUCCAGGCUGUCAACGAGGCCCUCAACAGAAUGUACAUCGAGGACGGCGACUACGACUCACUCAGACGCUCAAUCGAUGCAUUCACACUCUUCGAACAGAUCACAUUGGCACGCGAGUUAGAGCACCACGAAUGCUUGGAAUUCCGCAGAAUCUCAUCCUACAUCUUCAGAAAGAACCAGAGAUGGAACGAGUCUAUCUCCAUCUCCAAGAAGGACGAGUUCUACAGAGAUGCAAUCGAGACAGCUGCUCAGUCCAAGGACACAAAGAUCGCCGAAGAUCUCAUCAAGUUCUUCCUCGAGAAGAAGCUCCUCGAAUGCUUCGCCGCUGCCACAUACGUCUGCUACGACCUCCUCUCAUCUGAUGUCAUCCUUGAACUCGCAUGGAGACACAACUGCACAGACUUCGCAAUGCCAUUCCUCAUACAGUCAAUGAGAGACCAGAACGCUGCCAUCGCCAAGCUCCAGGCUGAUGUCCAGGCUCUCUCUGGCACAGUUGAGGAGACAAAGACAGUCGCUGCUGCAGCUGCUAACGCUUCUGUUGCUCCACCAGCAUUCGACGGCGGAUUCCCAGACCAAGGCGCUUCCUUCGCUGCCUCUGCUGAUCCAUUCGCUGCUGCCGGUGCUCCAGCUUCAUUCGCUGCUCCACAGUUCCCAGAUCAGUCAGGAUUCGCUGCUUCCCAGGGCGGAUUCCAGCCACAGUUCCAGGGUGGUUUCUAA
Trichomonas vaginalis G3 is the source of this 5067-nucleotide messenger RNA. RefSeq names its product clathrin heavy chain family. The transcript has a single exon. Gene Ontology annotation, molecular function: structural molecule activity; clathrin light chain binding. Lineage: Eukaryota; Parabasalia; Trichomonadida; Trichomonadidae. Gene Ontology annotation, cellular component: clathrin coat of trans-Golgi network vesicle; clathrin complex; clathrin coat of coated pit. Gene Ontology annotation, biological process: receptor-mediated endocytosis; intracellular protein transport. The coding region runs from base 1 to 5067 and encodes 1688 amino acids. The record is from RefSeq and is a predicted model, not a curated record.